Messenger RNA from Triplophysa rosa, 3181 nucleotides. It is a transcript of the gene etnk1, whose product is annotated as ethanolamine kinase 1. The transcript is spliced from 9 exons. NCBI's taxonomy places the organism in Eukaryota, Metazoa, Chordata, Actinopteri, Cypriniformes, Nemacheilidae. The record is from RefSeq and is a predicted model, not a curated record. Gene Ontology annotation, cellular component: cytoplasm. Bases 122 to 1222 code for a protein of 366 amino acids. Gene Ontology annotation, biological process: phosphatidylethanolamine biosynthetic process. Gene Ontology annotation, molecular function: ethanolamine kinase activity.
ACCGCGCAGAACCUGAGCUCAAAUCCGCACCCUGCUUCUCUUCGUCGCAUUCAUUGAAUCUUCCACGCCGUCGCACAGAGCUUGCAAAGUCUUACAACAGUAAAAGCAAUACUUUACAGCAAUGGCCAAUUACAUCCACGUUCCCGAAAGCGCGCCGCUUGUUCCCAAAUUAGACGUGACUGUGGACGAGCACGAUUUCAGAGCCGGAGCGUUGAAAUUGAUCAAGACGCUCAGACCCCACUGGAAACCUUCGGAGGUCAAAAUGAAGUUUUUCACAGACGGCAUUACGAACAAGCUGAUCGGCUGUUAUGUCGGCAGCUCCAUGCAGGAAGUGGUCCUGGUACGCGUCUACGGGCAUAAGACGGAGCUGUUUGUGGACCGUGAGAACGAGGUCAAGAGCUUCCGUGUUCUUCAGGCGCAUCGAUGUGCGCCACGCCUCUACUGUACCUUCAACAACGGCCUGUGUUAUGAGUUUCUCCAGGGUGUGGCACUGGAACCUGAACAUAUCCGUAGCCCUGCUUUCUUCAGGCACAUUGCAAGGCAGAUGGCGAAGUACCACGCUAUACAUGCCCAUAACGGUUGGGUGCCCCAAUCGGACCUCUGGAUAAAGAUGAGCAAGUUCUUUUCUCUUGUUCCUUCCCACUUUAAUGACCCUGAAAAGGACCAGAGGUGGGAAAUAUGCAGGAGGCUGAACAGCGAGGUCCCCAGCACGACUUUCCUCAGAGAGGAGAUGAUCUGGCUUCAGAAGAGCCUCUCUAAACUGGGCUCCCCAGUUGUUCUCUGUCACAACGAUCUGCUCUGUAAGAACAUCAUCUGCAACCAACAGGAAGGAAAUGUCAAAUUCAUUGACUACGAAUACGCUGGUUACAAUUACCAAGCCUUUGACAUUGGGAAACACUUCAAUGAAUUUGCAGGUCUGAAUGAGGUGGACUACAGCCUGUAUCCUGGUCGAGAACUCCAGCUGCAGUGGCUUAGGGCCUAUCUGGAGGCAUACAAAGAAUACAAAUCAUUGGGCACAGAUGUGUCCGAUACUGAAGUUGAGGUGCUCUAUGUGCAAGUCAACCGAUUCGCAUUGGCAUCUCAUUUCUUCUGGGGACUGUGGGCUUUAAUCCAAGCGCAAUACUCAACCAUCGACUUUGACUUCCUGGGAUACGCAAUCCUUCGUUUCAGCCAGUACUUCAAGAUGAAGCCAGAAGUCACAUCACUGCACCUUCCAGAAUAAUCUAAAUGCGGCUCGCGUUACCCUCUAGCGAAGAGCUCCCCCUGGUGGACACAAGUACUAACUGGAAGACUCUUCAAGUUUUUGUAGACUGAAAACUGCACGCACUUGUCUGAAUACUUUUAGAUAAGCCCCUGAACUCAUCUCUGAACUCAACACCUCAUCAAGUCGGUUAAGUGUGGUAGAAAACCAAGAACCUAAGCCCUCUCCGCAUCUAUCUGCUGGUUGAGAGAGGGUCAUCCCGUGCCCUAGUUGUAACGCACUUUCAGUCGAGUAAUAUUGCCAAUAUUGCGAACCAGCAAACGGUUGACAUUUGCUACUACGCACAAUAUCCUUGGCUCACUUUGGAACCAUAAAAUAGCCAUGUAUGUGAAAAGCCCUGGAGAAUUUAAAGUAACCCCCGAUAUUGUUUCCCGUGAACCUCCGACAACAAAAACGUCUUUUAGACAAUAAGGUCCUCUGGGGUCAUUUCAGCAACCCACUAAAGGUAAUUCCUUCUUGUUUACACAACUUUUAAGGGGAGAAGUCCGAGUACUGUAUAGCAAAGGUGGGUUUACUAUACGGCUAGGUCGCUGAUGCCGUGCGGUCAUCUGAACGCCAAGCUUCAGGCCGGUCUGUUUCUACGAGGGUCCUUUUGGUGAGAUGUGGAAUACAGGGACCAAUAGUAGCUUUGUCUCUGUUUCUGAAUGAAGAUUUUCCCCUCAUCCCGUCACUGUGAAUUUAUAGUUUCUUAUCAGUUUCCUCAGCGUGGUGCUUGGAGAAAGUAGUUGAUGAAAGUUCUGAUGGCCACACCAAAGUGCUGAUAUUUCUGGCUUGUACAUGUUGCACAGUGUAUUUUUCAACAUAGUAAAAAGUAGCACGGUGAUAUUUACUGUUUAAAACAAGGUUUUUAUACUUAUUUAAAUGAAGCGAUAGUGAGCUGCGAGUGUGUUUUUAUCGGAUGUAUUCCGGAAAGGCCUUAAUGACUGUAUCGGCUGCUAGACGCACUUAGCUAUCGCUUUUACUCGACUUGCGCCACAACAGCAUAGCUAAGCCUUCUUUGCACAAACUUGAGAACAAAAUCAGUCCUCGCUUGUAUUUCAGAUCGGCCUCUUCAAAUUAGUACUAGUAGCAGAUAAAUGACGUAAGCUGUAAGCUUUAUUUAACACUUUAUUUUCCCCGUUAUGCAUAUUAUGAGUCGCUGUACUAAAACACUUCAUUCAUUCUGCAGUGAUUACAUGUAGCUCAUUAAUAUCGAUAAUCAGUACUUAUUUAAAAUCAUUUAAAGGUGUUUUCUAUGGCAAACCUCAGCUCUGAGAUUUAAGCGUUACCUUCGCGCCGCCUGGCUGGCCUCAUUUACCUCAUUUUCCAGUGUCACUUUUCCUACACGCAACCACGUACAAUACUGUAAAUAUUAGAAACUGUGAAAUUCUGGUGUUUUAUUGUAUUUUGAAGUAUGCUUCUUUUUCUAUGCCAGUUCUUUUGUAACUGUCAGUCUAACACCUCGAUUACGUUUUUGAACUGUCUUGGACCACACCAAAUGCUACAUUUUUAUUUCACUUUUACUUUCGAUAAUAUACAUGCAAUAUUCCCAGAAAACAAUUUGCGUAUCACGUUUUGCAGUUAGCUGUUAUUGAGAUAACAGAUGUCUUUGCGCUCUAUACAACAGAAAGUGACGGGUAGUUCCAAACUUUCAGCCAAUCAAGUGCUUCGGGUGCACAUUUGAGUUAACUUUGUACAGAACUGCCUCAUGCAAGCGUCUUCUGGCAGUUUGAGUAUAGGUGUUUAUGCACAGCUGUAAACAAACUGUAAAAGAAAGAAACUUUGCUUAAACUAUGUCCAUUGUGAAUAACUAAACUGAGAUUAUCCUUUUUCUAAACUGUUAAAUAGAUUAAAUCUGGGGAUGAAAUCCUGAAGUGUUGCAUCCUAGAUUCUGUAUCAAAUUAUUUGAAUAGAAAUAAAAUUAUACAUAUUUUGCCUGUA